AUGGACAAAGGAUUGAAGUACAUGAUUCGCGCUUUGGUCUUCAACACUGUUUGCCUCAUUGUUCGGGCGAUUUAUCGGACUAUUGAACUCGCAGAUGGGUGGGAUGGAAAGGUCAUCCACACGCAAGCCUACUUCAACAUUUUCGACGGUGCUAUGGUUAUCUUGGCCAUCUACACCUUAAACUUUGCCCAUCCCGGGUACCUGAUUGGAAGAGGAAUGGGUAGAGACCGGGCCAUUGAAGACCAGAAAAGCGAGAGCGCUAUUGAGCUUGGUACAGCGACGAACUAGAUUCAGAGGUAAAUGAAUAUUCAUAGCGCGUAAAGCGGUGGACGCUCAGAGCAGC
This is a messenger RNA of Desarmillaria tabescens, 343 nucleotides long. RefSeq lists its product as uncharacterized. The record is from RefSeq and is a predicted model, not a curated record. The coding region runs from base 1 to 288 and encodes 95 amino acids. Gene Ontology annotation, cellular component: fungal-type vacuole; plasma membrane. The transcript has 3 exons. Lineage: Eukaryota; Fungi; Basidiomycota; Agaricomycetes; Agaricales; Physalacriaceae.